Molecule: messenger RNA, 925 nt
Organism: Rhodofomes roseus
Lineage: Eukaryota; Fungi; Basidiomycota; Agaricomycetes; Polyporales; Fomitopsidaceae
Product: ribosomal protein S5 domain 2-type protein
Exons: 3
Coding region: 119-925 (268 amino acids)
Biological process (GO): U4 snRNA 3'-end processing; nuclear mRNA surveillance; rRNA catabolic process
Cellular component (GO): nucleolus; cytoplasmic exosome (RNase complex); nuclear exosome (RNase complex)
Source: RefSeq, a predicted model, not a curated record
UACACACGGUCGCGGCAAUGAGCGCGCCUCCUCCCGCGGUGGCCGAGCGACUGAGCGCGUCUUCAACGCAUCCACCGCCACCGUCCCCGACACACGCGAGCACGAGUGCUUGGCGGCCAUGAGCUCACGCGUCGAGAUCCUCAACGACGGAGGCUACCGCUCAGACGGCCGACGCCAGUACGAGCUCCGCGACAUCGACAUCGACCUCUCCCAGCAGGGCACCGCAGACGGCUGCUGCACCAUCACCCAUGGCCUCACCCAGGUCCUCGUCACCGUCUUUGGCCCCAAAGAGGCCAAGAUGCGCUCCCAGACCCUCCACGACCGCGCCGUCAUCAACGUCGAGAUGAACGUCCUCCCCUUCAGCACCGGCGAGCGCCGCCGCCGCGCACGCGCAGACAGGCGGAUCCUUGAGCUCGCUGCGACGAUCAAGUCCACAUUCGAGCCCGUCGUGCAGACCACCCUCUACCCGCGCUCUCAGAUCGACAUCUUUGUCCAGGUCCUCCAGCAGGACGGCGGGCUUCUGCACGCAUGCAUCAACGCGACCACCCUCGCCCUCAUCAGCGCCGGCAUACCCAUGACCGACUUUGUCUGCGCGGUCAGCGGCGGCGUCCACUCCACCUCGCCGCUCCUCGACCUCACCACGCUCGAGGAAAACGACCUGCCGCACAUGACGGUCGCCGUCAUGCCGCGGACGGGCAAGGUCACUCUCGUCGCGCUCGAGACGCGGCUGCACGUCGACCGAUUCGCAGACAUAUUCCGGCUGGCGGGCGACGCAGGGCAGGCACUACACAAGGAGAUGAAGCGGGCGGUGAAAAGUCGCGCGACCCGGUUGGUCGGCGCGAUGGAGACGGGCAUGAAGCCGCCGAUGGGCGGCGCAGAUGCGUUCGAGCGAGAUGUUGUAAUGGAGGACAAAAUGAGUUUUUGA